This is a messenger RNA of Cetraspora pellucida, 663 nucleotides long. Lineage: Eukaryota; Fungi; Glomeromycota; Glomeromycetes; Diversisporales; Gigasporaceae. The record is from the annotation of a GenBank genome assembly.
AUGAAUUUAUUUGUAGAUGAAAUUUUUAAGGAGUCAAAUGAAUUUCAUCAAGCUUCAAUUAAUGCAAUUAAGGUUGCUGCUUAUUUUCGAUCUGCACAACAUAAAUACUUUAUAGAUCAGUUAAGAGACUUGCAAAAAGAAUCUUAUAGCAAGUAUAUAGCAAUAGCAAUUGCAUUAAAAACACUUGGCUCCAAAUUCAAUCCAUCUGAGCUAUUAAAUACAACAACAAGUUCACAAAAUUCACUAUAUCUUCUAGCAGAUCUUUCAUCAAUUCUUAUGAAUGAAGCAUGGUGGCAAACAUUAUAUAAACUUAGUAAACUUCUAAAACCAUAUAGUAUUGCAAUUAAUCUUCUUCAAAAAGAUAAAGCUCGCUUACAUGAGCAAUUUAGAACACAUAAAUAUCCUUUUGAUAUGAAAUCAAUUAAUCAAUUUGAAGGUGAAGCUUUAGCUUUUGAUCUUUUUUGUAAUGAAUCUGAAGAGAAUACUAUAGAUAAACAUGUCAAAAGCUUUAAUUAUUUAAUUAAUAAAUGGGAAAAUUUAUUAGCUCAAGAAGUUGAAGCAAGACAAAAUAAAAAUGAUGAUAUGGAUUAUGAUUUAGAGAUAGAUAUUAAUGAAUACUUGCUUACUCAAACACACUCUGUAUUAAAUAUCAGGGUAAAAUAG